AAGUGUCCUCUGCUUUUGGCGCGGUCCUGACCGCGGCCAUCUUGGAAUCACAUCACUGUGUAAAGCAAGCGUUCGAGACACUGCGUGGUCCUCCGGCUCAUUGAUUGCGAUAUCCUGGCGCUAACUAUCAAGAGGAGCUGUUUUGCAUCCCGAUCUAACAAAGCCAGUAGAUACAGUCAUUUAUUUUCUUUUGCUCGCUGAGUGCUCAGGAAAACUCAGACAGAAUUUUGAAGGAACCGCUAUGGCGACUGCAAGCGCUACCCCAAGCCGUGAAGCUGGCCGGUCAGCGGCCUCCACUCCUCUCUCCCCGACUCGGAUUUCUCGUUUACAGGAGAAACAGGAGUUGCAGCAUCUGAACGACAGGCUGGCUGUGUACAUCGAUCGCGUGCGGGCGCUGGAAUUGGAGAAUGACCGGCUAAUGGUCAAAGUGUCGGAAAAAGAAGAGGUGACUACGAGAGAGGUAACAGGCCUAAAGGCUCUGUAUGAGGCAGAGUUGGCUGAUGCUCGGCGAGUUUUGGAUGAAACUGCUAGAGAGAGAGCCAGGCUCCAGAUAGAUCUGGGCAAGGCUCAGGCUGACCUGGAAGAAGCUACACGCAGUAUAAAGAAAAAGGAUGGUGAUCUUGCUGCAGCAAUGUCCAGGGCCAGUGGUUUGGAAGCCCAGCUGAAUAAGAAUGAAGCAGCUCUUUCAACAGCUCUAAGCCAAAAUGCUGCUCUGAGCUCUGAGCUAGCUGAUGUCAAGAGCCUGCUGGCCAAGGCAGAGGACAGCCAUGCUGUUGGUAAACGCCAGCUGGAGGCAGAGACACUGAUGCGUGUGGACUUGGAGAAUCGCUGUCAGUCACUGAGUGAAGAGCUGGAGUUCAGGAAGACUAUGUUUGAUGAGGAGGUGCGCGAGUCUCGCCGUCGACAUGAGCAGAGAAUAGUGGAGGUGGACUCUGGAGUCAGACAGGACUAUGAGUUCAAACUGGCACAAGCUCUACAGGACCUGCGGAGGCAACAUGAUGUGCAAGUCUCUAUUUAUAAGGAAGAACUGGAGCAAACGUUUCAGGCCAAGUUGGAUAAUGCCAAAGUGUCCUCUGAGAUUAAUGACAAGGCAAUGAGCUCAGCCAGGGAGGAGCUGCAGGAGUCUCGUACCAGAAUAGAGAGCCUUGGGUACCAGCUCAGCGCCCUGCAGAAACAGGUGACUGCCUCAGAAGAUCGUAUCAGAGAGUUGGAAGAAAUUCUGUCGUCUGAGCGAGACAAGCACCGCCGUGCCAUCGAAGCAAAAGAACAAGAAAUGGCUGAACUGAGAGACCGGAUGAACGCUCAGCUCAGUGAAUACCAGGAGCUGCUGGAUGUGAAGCUGGCUCUGGAUAUGGAGAUCAAUGCAUACAGGAAACUGCUGGAGGGAGAGGAACACAGACUGAAGCUGUCCCCCAGCCCGUCUUCCCGAGUCACAGUGUCCAGAUUAACAGGAUCUUCAUCCUCCCGCUCCUCUAAGAGGAAGAGAGCGGAAGCAGAGGUUAGGGAAAUGCCCGAGAUUGGAAGAGGAGAGGAGCAGUUGCUGGUGUCAGAAGAGGCUACGGCUACUGGAGCCGUCACCAUAUCACCGACUGACAUGGAUGGAAACGCAGUCACACUCAUCAACGAUACUGAGCAGGACCAGCCUCUGGGCAACUGGAGAUUGAAGAGACAGGUUGACAACGGGGAAGAAAUCAUCUACAAGUUCUCACCAAAAUACGUCCUGAAAGCUGGGCAGUCUGUCACUGUGUGGUCUGCCGAUGCUGGUAUGGCUCACGGUCCUCCAACUGACUUGCUGUGGAAAAGCCAGGCUUCCUGGGGCACAGGAAAUGACAUAGUUACCUCUUUGGUCAAUGCUGAUGGCGAGGAGGUGGCCAGGAGGACUGUAACCAACACUCAGGUGGAUGUAGAUGAUGUUGAUGGCGAGGAGGAGACAGUGGCACAAACGGGCAAAGUGUCGUCCAGAGAGUGUGCCAUCAUGUGAAGCCUUCCUCAUGAGUAGAUGGCUUUUACCCUUUAUAUACUACUUUUUUCUUCUAGAGCCAUUCAGAUAUGAUCCUGUCCAUUGCCUCAUUAUUUGAUGUUUUUACUAUUCAAGAUCAUUUUUGUAUAAUGGACUUGGUUUUUAUAGCUUUCCAUAUUUCUGCACCUACUUUAAUGAGUCAAUAAAAAUUAGUCAAGACGCCAGCAACGAUGGAUUAGAUAUGAUGGAUCCCAACUCCUAAGCACAACAGAACAUGGUAUAUAGACACUAUAUAUGGUAUAUAUACUAUAUAUAGUCUAUAUGCUAUGUACACCCGCUGUAUACUGGGUGUGUACUGGGUAAAAUGCAUCUGUUAUCAAACCCCUUGUGAGAUCAGGGCCUUUCUGAAUGUGUUUCUAACUUUAACAUUUAUUGCGUGGAUACUCAUGUUUGUCUGCUGCAUGUUUUCUUAGUAUUUUUUGAAGUCUUCCUUUCACUUGCAUCCAAAUGCAAAUGAAAGGAUACAUUCUUGUUCAGUUACCUUGGAUUUCCCUAUUCAAAAGGUGGUUUGCAAAUUGACCGGAUCCAGUUCUUCUACUUUGGGCUCAAUCUAACCACCUCUGACCUUUGAGGUACACUCGGUUGAUACUUGACCUUCUGGUCACAACCUAGAACUCUUUGUGACUAUGCUCCGUAUUUUUCUCUUCCAUAUUUCUUCAAAGGUGAAGAUAAAACGUUCUUAGAUUUCUGAAAACUAAAAGCAGCCUCCUUUUUUUUGUUAAAUGUGGCUCCCAGUUGAGCUGCAGACCGAAAUCCAUAAAGCCAGGAAAAAACACAAGACAACUGCCAAACCUAAAAUCACGUAGCUCUCCCGUCUGUGUUCUUACGACCCUCAACAAGACUAGCAUGGUCAGAAUUAUGUGAUGCAUGUGAACCCUGCUUUCUUGGGGAAAUGUGCUUUGUUGAACUCAGUCCUAUCCACACCUAAAAGAGCUGCGAGUGCUCCAAAGCAGCUGUGUAAACCCUGACAGCAGACCCAGAGGAAGUCCAGGGCCCUCACACCGCUCCAUUACAGUAUUUGAAUGUUCUUAUUUAGCUCUUAUUUUUUGAAUUACACUGCAACUUGUUGCCUAGACUGGCUUUAUUGGUUGCUAAUAGUUUUUUGUAGAGAUUUUCUUAGUGGGGCCAGCACUUUUUUUUUGACCAAAAAACACUAGUGGUUCAUUUUGACUGGCAACGCUUCUGUUAGCAGAUGCGUGUCUAUGCUGCCCGUGUGUAGUCUGCAGAGGAAGAAAUCUGCACUUGUAACAAAAACUGACUGAUGCCUCCAGAGAACCAAUGAAACUAAACUUCAGAACAAUAAUAGAAUACUUAUUACAAGUGCUGACAUUGUAGGGUGGGUGGCGUUUUCUUACAGUCUGCUGUUCUGCCUCUUGUUGCCGUUUUCAGUUUUCAUCCGACAAAGUUGGAGAACUAACUGGUGCUUCUCAGACUUGCUAAAUGUUGCGUCUCUGAGCCAAAACACUCAUCCCAGAAACAGGACGUAUGUGUGCAGACAGACAGGAUAUUGGACUCAUCUAACCAACAUGCCAGGCUGUUAAUAAACACCUGGAUCUGCAGAGUGGAGCUGAGGCUUUGGGGUUUAGGAACAUUUACCAUGCAGCGGCCAGUUUUUCUUUGCUUGGGUUUGUUCUUCUUUGGACAGUGCAGUGUCAAUUGGAUUAGGUUAGAUGAUGAAAUUAAAGUUAAAGCUUUCUCAAUCCGAAACCUAAAACUGACAAACUUUUUGAAGUGUGUGGGAUAAAUGAUGGAAGUAAGAUUCCUGUUUCCUCAGACUUUUGCAGGUCUGACGUGAUAUUUCGAGUACACGGUCUCCGUCUGUACUCUGUUUCUGACUUGAGCACACUGUAUGAGUUUUUCUCAUACCUGCUGUGUGUUAUUGUGGAAACGGCUCUCUCUCGUGUGUUUGUGUUGUGUGAUUUACUAGUUCUAUGUAAUCAGUUUAACUUUUUUUUUUAUGUGUGUACAAUUCUUAGAUUGGCUCUGGUAGGGUUUUUGUGACUUAAUGAAACUGGGAAACUCGACUUAUAUUUCAGGGUCCAUGUAAAAAAAUAAACAAAAAAAAUGACCUAAACACUAUUCCUGUAGUGUUCCACUAAAAAGUCAAAAGGCUUCACUUCAUACGAACAGUUAAUAUAAAAUGUUUUGAUUUCUAUUGGGAGAAAGCACCAGUUGCUUUACUAAUAACUGAAAAGUAACCAACAUUGAUGACAACAGAAGUCUGAAAAACCGGAGAAAUGCUAUUAUUCAUGUAGGGGUUAUGGCAUGUAUUGUCUGUUUUAUCUAUGAUUUUCUGUCAAGCUACUUUUUGUACACUUAAUAAAUGUUUUACACAUA
Pundamilia nyererei is the source of this 4357-nucleotide messenger RNA. It is a transcript of the gene lmnb2, whose product is annotated as lamin B2. NCBI's taxonomy places the organism in Eukaryota, Metazoa, Chordata, Actinopteri, Cichliformes, Cichlidae. The record is from RefSeq and is a predicted model, not a curated record. The transcript is spliced from 13 exons. Gene Ontology annotation, molecular function: structural constituent of cytoskeleton. Gene Ontology annotation, biological process: nuclear migration; nuclear envelope organization; protein localization to nuclear envelope. Gene Ontology annotation, cellular component: nuclear envelope; nuclear lamina. Bases 242 to 1981 code for a protein of 579 amino acids.